CGUCAUUGCGGGAGCAAGUGCAGCGGCCACAUCCUCGCCUUAGCCGGGCUCCAGGGCACUGAGGGCAGCCUCUGGGCCAGCGGUGCGGGGCCAGCGGUGCGGGGCCAGCCUCCUUGCCUUGCCGGGCCCCCACCCACGACACCUCGCUGGCGGCAGCCGCAGGGAGACCAGCAGGCCCAGAUCUGCGGAGCCUGCCAGGACCUGCGAGUCCUUCGGAGGCCACCGCCAGGAAAGGGAAAGCAGCAUCUUCAGAGCCUCUCUGGUGUGGUCUGGGGAGCCACGAGACCGCCGGCAGACACCCACCCCUGCCUCACUCCUUGCAAGUCCCGGGAAUUCCCGAGAGCCCUCUCAGGAAGGCUGGGUACUGCAGCCCUGCGGGCAGGGCCUGGGCCCUCCUUGACUGGGGCGAACAAAUUGCGCCCGUGAGGCCCUCUACUUACUGAGCCUUUGGGAAGGGUUCGUGGCAUCCUGGAUAAUUCUUUGGAUUCCCGAGGCAGCUCAGGUGUGCGCCAGCGGGCAUACUGCUGCCUCAGGGAGCUGGGCAAGAUGCUGUUUGGCAUAAAGGACAUCGCACUGUUGGAGCACGGGUGCAAGGCCCUCGAGGUGGACAGUUACAGGUCCCUGAUGAUUCUGGGCAUACCGGAGGACUGUAGCCACGAGGAGUUCGAAGAGAUCAUACGGGUCCCCCUAAAACCUCUGGGCAAGUUCGAAGUGGCUGGGAAGGCCUUUUUGGAAGAAGAGAGAUCCGAGGCAGCUAUCAUUAGGCUGGUGGAGGACAUCAAUCAUGCCGUGAUCCCCAGGGAGAUCAAGGGCAAGGGCGGCGUGUGGAGAGUGGUCUACAUGCCCCGGAAACAAGACGUUGAAUUCCUGACCAAGCUGAACCUCUUCCUGCAGAGCGAGGGCAGGACGGUGGAGGACGUGGCUCGGGUCCUGAGGCAGGAACUGCGCCCGGCAGCGACGGGCCCCAGGGAGCUGCCUGCCACAGAGUGCUGUGUGCCCGGGCCCAGGGAGAAGCCCGGCGCUGGGGCCGCCGCCGUGGGGGACAGGGUGCCACCUCUGGGCUCCACAGAGAAGCAGAGCAAGGCUGGAGAGGGCAAGAGGGGCAGGAGGAAGCACAAGAAAACCCGCCGCCGGCAUCACGCAGUGGACAAGAAGCCGUGAGGUGCUUCAGGUUUUACCACUUGCAAAAGAAAAAGCUGAUGUCUCCCAUACUAGGUCAUUCCCACUUGGAAGUCUUGACUUCUCGGGCUUGGAUUCUAAAACCGGCAUUCCUCGAACAGGGGUGUCCUGAGGAUUUUCUAAUUUUCGGGGCUGUACAGAGCAGCUUUCCAGGGCAGCCGAUUUGGGGUUUCAGGCAGGGAAGAGAAGCCAAGGAGAGGUGCAGCCCCGGCCCCGCCCUCUGCCUGCGCCCCACCCCACCGAGCGGCCUCGGCCCUGGAGAGCGUCUCCCCGUUGCCAUGGAGACCGCUGGGCGCUGAGGCGCGAGGCCUCGCGGACAGGAGGGAAAGGUGGAGAAAGCUGGGUGGGGGCUGAGCGCUGCGGUUGGACUGGAGCUUGUGAGAAGCAGGAGGAGAAAAUCCAGCGAGGCCUAAAAUCCGGCUCUGCCCAAGCAGAAACAACCGGCGUGAGCCAGGAACUGUGCGCAGGCCUCGAGGAGAGUUUAGCCGUCGCCAAGCCCGCAGGCAUCGUCUUUCCUUCUUUGCUUCUCUCCUUUCAUUUUUCUUCCUCUCCCUUCCCUCUUGUCUAAGCAUCUGCCUGGUUCUUUCAAGAGUUAAAUGCACACGUUGUGAGUUAAAUAAAAC
Messenger RNA from Manis javanica (Malayan pangolin), 1802 nucleotides. NCBI's taxonomy places the organism in Eukaryota, Metazoa, Chordata, Mammalia, Pholidota, Manidae. The record is from RefSeq and is a predicted model, not a curated record.